AUGAUUGAUAGUCGUGUAGGCAAGGAAGCUCGAGAACAUGGUACACCAUUUCUUGGCGUAAAGCAAUCAUCACCAAACCUACUCUCUGCGAAUGCAUCGAAUGCAACUGAUGUACGCUUCUCAAAAGAAGCACUUUUACAGUUUCUACUAUUUUUGGUUUCAGUUCUACGUCCCAAGAUAGUGAGACAAAAAUUGGAGAGGGAACUACCUUCGGACUACUGUGCCGAUUAUGUGUUUGACAUCAUUAAAGAGCGAAUUGGGUUCACUGAAGGAGUUAAAGUGUACUACACAAAUGCAAGUACAAUUCAUGAUCGGGAAGAAUUGGUCCCUUUGGACACUACCGUUGAAAGCGGUAGGAGAACGUUGCUGAACCUUGCGGGAGGUCGCAGCACGCUUACUUUUGUGGCCACGAAACCUGGCGUCCACGUAUUCAAGGAUUAG
This is a messenger RNA of Strongylus vulgaris, 441 nucleotides long. The record is from the annotation of a GenBank genome assembly. NCBI's taxonomy places the organism in Eukaryota, Metazoa, Nematoda, Chromadorea, Rhabditida, Strongylidae.